GCCGGGCUGAAUCCGAAGCAUAAAAUGGAACCCAAAUCCAGCUUAAGCACCCAGGAGGAACGUGCCCUCAAAAGUUCAGAGAAACUCAAAAUGCUGGACAUAACGCGCGAUAAGCCCGUCAAGGUGGCCGUGAAGGUGGCUGUGCCGGUGCGGGAUCACCCGAAGUUCAAUUUCGUGGGCAAGCUGCUCGGCCCGAAGGGCAAUUCGAUGAAGCGACUCCAGGAGGACACAAUGUGCAAAAUGGCCGUGCUGGGACGCGGAUCGAUGCGCGACCGACGGAAGGAGGAGGAGCUGCGGGCCAGUGGCGACAGCCGUUACGCCCAUCUCUUUGAGGACCUGCACGUGGAGAUUUCGACCUUUGCGGCGCCCGCCGAGGCGCACGCUCGCAUCGCCUACGCCCUGGCGGAAGUGCGUCGGUUUCUGGUUCCGGACUACCACGACGACAUUCGGCAGGAGCAAAUGUGGGAGAUGCAGGCACUCACGUCCACGCCCACGCUGAGCAACCUGGACGACUCGCAGAGUCCGACGAACACGGCGCGCGGCCUCGGCGGCGGCUUGGCCGACAUGGACACGUCCAACGACGACAAGUCUGACAACGAUGCCAGCGGCAUGGAUUGCCUCUCGCCGGACAAGCUCGACUGCGGUCAGUCCUGCAGCAGCGGCGGCGGCGGCGACACUCACCCACAUCAUCAGCAGCAGCAGCAACAGCAACAGCAGCAACAACAGCAGCAACAACAGCAGCAACAACAACAGCAACAACAGCAGCAGCAACAGCACCACCACCACCAUCACCACCAGCCAGCGCACUUCCAUCAGCUGCUCCAGGCGCACGGCGGAGCCAGCGCUGCAGCUGCGGCCGCCGCCUGCGGGGAGCAUCUCGCCGGACAGGCGACUACGGCGACAGCAGCGGCACUGCACACAACGGCCAUGGCUGUGGCGCUGCAGCACCAGCUGACGGCUGCCGGCAUCGGUGGCCUGUUGAAGCCAGCGCCUGGUGUGGGCGUGGCCGGUGCCAUGUCUGGACUGAACAGUGCGCAGAGCAGCGCCGCAGCGUUGCAGCUGGCCGGCGAUGGGGACGCAAACACAUCGACACUGACGCUGCUCGAUCCGCCCGGAGCUCUACUGCAUCCGGCACUGCGCAACGUGAAGGCCAUCAACAUAGGUGGUGGCCUGGGCCGUAAGCGGCCGCUGCUGGGCGUUCCGCGAUCCGGCAUGAAUCCCACAAAGCGCACCGUGAUGAGCCUGCUGGCGCGGGCCAAGAACUCCCAGGCACUGCACACUGUGCGCCAGCCGGUGGUGACAACCACCAGUUUUGCCGAGCCCCUCCAGAUGCUGGCCUCACCCUUCAUCAUUCCGCACCAGGGCAUGGAUCAGUCCAUCAUAGCGCUGCCCAAGGAGAGUCUGGCCCAAGGCGUCUAACCCUACGACUUUUAUACGCUGCGCACCACAGAUGGUCGCACCUGACCGACUACAAUUUGCCCCGCCUCCUUCUUCUAAAGACACACACACACACAAUCGCACACACACACAACAAUUUAGGCUUACCAAAUUUACGAUUUCUAAAAGAAAAACACAUACGAAACGAUUGGAGUCGAUUGGAGAGGAGUCUUUAACGAGGAAGAGCAGCGAGAGCAGCCCAUGCCAAGCCAUACCAAUACCAGAGAGCCUGUCUACACACGAUUUGUUUUAAGCGAAUUCUAAAUAAAUAACGCAAGUAUUUUUAAUGCGAUGUUUUAUUUCGAAAAAAAAGAGGAAAACCAUAAAAAAA
Molecule: messenger RNA, 1768 nt
Organism: Drosophila navojoa
Lineage: Eukaryota; Metazoa; Arthropoda; Insecta; Diptera; Drosophilidae
Biological process (GO): regulation of alternative mRNA splicing, via spliceosome
Cellular component (GO): nucleus
Molecular function (GO): mRNA binding
Source: RefSeq, a predicted model, not a curated record